AUGUCUAGGUCUGGGUUCACCUUGUUCCUGCAAUUUCUGCAUGUACAUACAUGGAAUCGCGUGAAAUUAGCAGCUGGAUUCUCCAAACAACCUGGCGCUGCACCAAGAGGAUCCAACACGUACGAUCACGGCUUUGGUCGAUCUACACCUGGAGUAGCAAUGUCGUCGACGGCGGCGAUAGUCGUCCUCCUGCUCGCCGUCGCCUUCGUCUCGGCGACGACGGUGGCGGAGGCGAGGCACCACCACCGCGACGGGUACGCGAGGGUGUUCGACCGGCAGCAGGCCGACCUGGUGGAUGCGUUGCCAGGGCAGCCGGCGGAGGUCGGGUUCCGGCACUUCUCCGGCUACGUGACGGUGAACGAAACGCACGGCCGCGCCCACUUCUACUGGUUCUUCGAGGCCACCCACGACGUCAGCAAGAAGCCCCUCGUCCUCUGGCUCAACGGAGGGCCUGGAUGCUCGUCGCUUGGAUACGGAGCACUGGAGGAGCUGGGACCCUUGCUGAUCCAGAAGGGAACCCCUGAGCUCAGGCUCAACCCUAACGCAUGGAACAAAGAUGCCAAUCUACUCUUCCUGGAGCAACCUGCCGGCGUUGGCUUCUCCUACACCAACACGACGGCCGAUCUCGAGAGAUUCGGCGACGACAUCGCAGCUCAUGACGCGUACACGUUCCUCGUCAACUGGUUUGAGAGGUUCCCGCAGUUCAAGGGGCACGAUUUCUACAUCGCCGGAGAGAGCUACGCCGGGCAUUAUGUCCCCAAUCUCGCCGCGAAGAUCGUGGAGCAGAACAAGAAGGUGCACAAGAGCAGGCACAUCAAUUUCAAGGGAUUCAUGAUCGGGAACGCGGCGAUCGACGAGGCGUCGGACGACCGCGGCAUGGUGGACUACGCGUGGGACCAUGCCGUGAUCUCGGACGAGCUCUACGCCAACAUCACCGACAACUGCCGCUUCGACGCGGGUCAGAGCAGCGACUUCUCCUCGUCGAACCCGAACCCCGCCACCGCCGCCUGCGACAGCGCCAUGAACAGCUUCUACGAGGCCUUCAACGACAUUGACAUCUACAGCCUCUACACGCCCUCCUGCACCGCCACCACCAGCUCCAUGGCCAGGAAGGCGCGUCCACUCCACCGCCGGUCACCUAACAGCGACAACGGCAAGCCCCUGCGGCCGCGGUACAACGCCUACGACCCGUGCCUGGACAACUACGUCUCGGACUACCUGAACCGCCGCGACGUGCAGGACGCGCUGCACGCCAACACCACGGGCAGCAUCCCCUACGGCUGGUCCGCGUGCAGCGACCCGCUGUUCCAGCACUGGCAGGACUCGGCGGCGUCGACACUGCCGGUGAUCAAGAAGAUGGUCGACGCUGGCCUGCGCGUCUGGGUGUACAGCGGUGACACCGACGCCCGCGUGCCCGUCACGUCCACCCGCCACGCCCUGCGCAAGCUCGGGCUCGCCACCAAGAAGCAGUGGAGGGAGUGGUUCACCAGCGACCAGGUCGGCGGCUACACGGUGGACUACGAGGGGCUAACCUUCGUCACCAUCCGUGGCGCCGGACACAUGGUGCCCACUGUCACGCCUGUGCAGGCCAGCCAACUGUUCGCACACUUCCUCGCCGGCGAGCAGAUGCCGCAGAAACCCAUUGUGGCGUAA
This is a messenger RNA of Lolium rigidum, 1653 nucleotides long. Its product is annotated as serine carboxypeptidase-like 34. The coding region runs from base 1 to 1653 and encodes 550 amino acids. The transcript is spliced from 8 exons. NCBI's taxonomy places the organism in Eukaryota, Viridiplantae, Streptophyta, Magnoliopsida, Poales, Poaceae. The record is from RefSeq and is a predicted model, not a curated record. Gene Ontology annotation, biological process: proteolysis. Gene Ontology annotation, cellular component: vacuole. Gene Ontology annotation, molecular function: serine-type carboxypeptidase activity.